AUGGCACAGUUGGAAAAGGAGCUCGUCGUCGACGAGUCGGGCUCUGCGGGCCCCGUCUCGACCUCUGGUGAGAUGAACGAGAUCGAUGUCGAGGCCGAGAGCCGCGUCCUGUCCAAGUUUGACUGGCUCGUCAUGCCCCAAAUGUCAAUCCUGGUCCUGUUUGCAUAUCUGGAUCGAACAAACAUUGGAAAUGCACGAGUGUUUGGCUUCGAGAAAAGCACCGGCAUGACGGGCACAGACUUCAACAACAUCUCCACACUCUUCUACAUUCCGUACGUCAUCUUCGAGACGCCGUGGGUCCUCGCCGUUCGGAGGUUCGGCCCCGGUCGCGUCCUCGCCAUCGCCCUCGUCUGUUGGAGCGCCGUCACGAUUGGCACCGGCUUCUUGCACACAUACAACCAAGUAAUCGCGUGCCGCAUCUUGCUCGGAGCCUUUGAGGCAGGGCUGUUUCCGGCUCUUACCUUUGUCAUCUCCGGCAUCUACCCCCCCGUAUCGCAGGGCAAGCGCGUCGCUGUCUUGUACAUCUCCAUCGCGCUGUCGGGUGCCCUUGGUGGCCUCAUCGCAUACGGCAUCCAGUCGAUGGGAGACCGACACGGGUUAGAGGCCUGGCGAUGGCUCUUCAUCAUCGAAGGAACCAUCUCACUCGUUGUGGGAGCUCUUUGCUGGGUCAGUCUUCCGACCACGCCAGAGACAGCGUGGUUCCUCAACAAAGAGGAGCGUGCAACAAUGGCCACCAUCAGGGCUCGCAACCAACGCUUCGGGAGCUCUGAAAGGCUCUCCUGGAAAAAGGCUGGUACGGCCCUCGCGGAUCCCCUGGUCUGGAUUGCAUCCGUUGCCAUGUUCUUCUCUUCAAUCGCCAUGUUUGGCUUCAGCACAUUCUUACCGACACUUCUCAAGGGCAUGAACUAUACAUCACUUGAGGCCAAUUACCUUAGUAUACCUGUGUAUGUCCUGGCCUCCAUUGCCACCGGCGUCACGACGUUUAUAUCGGACCGCAUUGGCAAGCGCGCUAUUUGUCUGAUACACUCGCCAAUCCUUGUCAUGAUUGGAUACGCCAUCGUCGUGGGCAGCGCCAACAAGGCUGUUGGCUUCUUUGCCAUGUUCAUGGUGGCAGCUGGCGUGUACUCAUACAACACAGUAAUGCUGACAUGGGUCUCAAACAACAUUCACCCCGACGACAAACGAUCUGUGGCUAUCGCUGUUGUCAUAUCCAUUGCCAACUGCGCCGGUGCCGCCGCGUCGCAGAUUUACCCCAUCACCGACCAGCCUCGCUACAUCCUGGGCAACUCACUGUCCUUGGGGUUCGAGUCGGGGGCACUUGUCGGUGUAGCGGCCAUUUAUUUCCUGUUCAAGUAUCGCAUGCGACAAAAGGAGAAGCUGCUGAGCCAAGGGAUUGAGAGUAACGGCAAGGAGGGGGACUACAGUCUCGACUAUAAGUAUUUAUUCUGAUCGGGUAUUCUCUAGUCUCGUAG
This is a messenger RNA of Purpureocillium takamizusanense, 1472 nucleotides long. RefSeq lists its product as uncharacterized. Gene Ontology annotation, molecular function: transmembrane transporter activity. The transcript has 4 exons. NCBI's taxonomy places the organism in Eukaryota, Fungi, Ascomycota, Sordariomycetes, Hypocreales, Ophiocordycipitaceae. Gene Ontology annotation, biological process: transmembrane transport. The record is from RefSeq and is a predicted model, not a curated record. Bases 1 to 1449 code for a protein of 482 amino acids. Gene Ontology annotation, cellular component: membrane.